This is a messenger RNA of Indicator indicator, 1221 nucleotides long. It is a transcript of the gene PSTK, whose product is annotated as phosphoseryl-tRNA kinase. The transcript is spliced from 7 exons. NCBI's taxonomy places the organism in Eukaryota, Metazoa, Chordata, Aves, Piciformes, Indicatoridae. Bases 1 to 1221 code for a protein of 406 amino acids. The record is from RefSeq and is a predicted model, not a curated record. Gene Ontology annotation, molecular function: tRNA binding; kinase activity.
AUGGCGGCGGCGCAGGAAGAGGAGCCAGGCGGCGCUGGGCGCGCCCGGGUGGGCCUGUGCGUGCUGUGCGGGCUACCGGCGGCCGGCAAGUCCACCCUGGCCCGCGCCCUGCGCUGCCAACUGCCGCAGCGCCUAGGCUGGGCCUGCGCCCUCCUCACCUACGACGAGCUGAUCCCGCCAGAAGCCUUCGGCCCGUGCGAGCUGGAAGCGGGGUCGCAGGAACCGUCCUCAUUGCUGCCGCGCUGGAAGCGGAGCCGGCGGGAGCUGCUGCAGUGCCUAGAGAGCUUCCUGCUGGCGCUGCUCACCAGGGACCCGCUCUCCCGCCCUGCCGCCGCCACCCAGCCGGCCUGGGAGCGCUUCCUGGCCUGCUGCCGGCAGCAGGGGCUGCUCUCAGCAGAAAGCCACGCCGGAGCUAGUUACCGGACAUUGGGAGACGCGUCUCGGCCGCUCUACCUGAUCUUGGAUGACAACUUUUAUUACCAGAGCAUGAGAUAUGAGGUGUACCAGCUGGCUCGCAAAUAUUCCUUGAGCUUCUGCCAGCUAUUUUUAGAGUGUCCACUUGAAUGCUGCUUGCAGAGAAAUCGUCUCAGAAGCCAGCCCAUACCUGACCAGACAAUAUGCUUGAUGGCAAACAAAAUAGAAAUGCCUGAUCUCAAGAAAAAUGCCUGGGAGCAGAACAGCCUCCUUCUGCCAAGUGGUGGUGGCACUUCAGAGGAUCAUUGUCAGAUAAUUAGUUUGCUGGCCAGGGCUUUGGAAAACCCACUCAAGCAGAACGAGGAGAGCACUGAGAACAAGGAAGCAGACCGAGCAAUCUGUGCAGCUAGUGCCAUCCAUCAGGCAGACCAGACCUGCAGGCGCAUCAUCUCCCAGGCCAUGAAGGAUGCUAAAGAUACAGGUAAUAAAAAGGUACUCCCAGGGGAGAUGAAGAGCCUGGCAGAAGAACUCGGCAAACUCAAAGCAGAAUUUCUGGAAGACUUGCGUCAGGGAAAUAAUUGGAAAGACCAAAUUUGCCUGGAAAAAACUGCAAAGAACCAGAAGCCCGGCCACUGUGUGCAUGUAGGGUUAACUCCAGCCUCCAAAGGAACUGAAAAUUUGGUGCUAGCUUCAAAGCUGCUAAUACCAACAUACACAGAAGCUCCACAUGCAGUGACACCACCUCACUAUGACAAACACUUUGAUUUCAGACACAGAACUCUUGAUAAGAAGGAAACAGGAGUAUGA